UCUGGUAUGGAAACCGAACCUUUAUCGGAACCUGUGAUAGGGUUUGUAAAUCGGAGUGUGAGGAAUUUGUCAUUCUUCUCUCGGUUUGUCUUCUCCAGCUUUGUUCUUCCUCCGUGUGGGCUUGGGCCGUCACCGGUAGUUAUCAAUCAUGAGUAAGCUUCAGAGUGAUGUUCUGAGGGAGGCGAUCACUCAGAUCGUGGCUGCAGCCAAGGAGAAGAAUAGGAAGUUCACAGAGACUGUUGAACUUCAGAUCGGCCUCAAGAACUAUGACCCCCAGAAAGACAAGCGUUUCAGUGGCUCCGUGAAGCUUCCCCACAUUCCUCGUCCUAAGAUGAGGAUUUGUAUGCUUGGAGAUGCCCAACAUAUUGAAGAGGCGACCAAGAAUGGUAUCGAGUGCAUGGAUGUCGAGAGCUUGAAGAAGAUGAACAAGAACAAGAAACUUGUGAAGAAGCUGGCUAAGAAGUACCACGCUUUCUUGGCUUCCGAGUCGGUCAUUAAGCAGAUCCCUCGUUUGUUGGGACCUGGUUUGAACAAGGCCGGAAAAUUCCCUGCGCUUGUAUCUCACCAAGAAUCGCUUGAGUCCAAGGUGCUAGAGUCCAAGGCUAUGGUCAAAUUCCAGUUGAAAAAGGUGCUGUGCAUGGGAGUUGCUAUUGGUAACUGCGGAAUGGAGGAGAAGCAGAUCUUCCAGAACACCCAGAUGGGUGUUAACUUCCUUGUGUCUUUGCUCAAGAAGAACUGGCAGAACGUGAGGGUGUUGUACUUGAAAACCACCAUGGGUGCCCCCGUACGCAUUUAUUAAUUACGGAACUUGGCUAGUAAAGCGUAUACCUGGUUCGUAUUUUCUUAAGAAAGUUCAGUCUGGCCUCCUUUUCAAAACACUGAAUGUUCUUUCCUUCACAUAUUUGUCAGUUUGUAGGUAUAUGAGUUCGUCUAGCGACGGUACUUUUUCAAUACUGUCGAUAAUAUAUAACGUAUUGGUAUACCGUAUAUCUCUGAAACGGUUCAGCUCUCCACCGUUCGUCACAACGCUAUACAAAUGUCUGCGUAUUUGAAAUACAACUUGGAAUUACAUGUGCUAUUGCAA
Messenger RNA from Physcomitrium patens, 1084 nucleotides. Its product is annotated as large ribosomal subunit protein uL1. Gene Ontology annotation, biological process: translation. NCBI's taxonomy places the organism in Eukaryota, Viridiplantae, Streptophyta, Bryopsida, Funariales, Funariaceae. Gene Ontology annotation, molecular function: structural constituent of ribosome; RNA binding. Gene Ontology annotation, cellular component: large ribosomal subunit. The record is from RefSeq and is a predicted model, not a curated record.